Molecule: messenger RNA, 1505 nt
Organism: Megalops cyprinoides (Indo-Pacific tarpon)
Lineage: Eukaryota; Metazoa; Chordata; Actinopteri; Elopiformes; Megalopidae
Gene: tmem267
Product: transmembrane protein 267
Exons: 3
Coding region: 207-872 (221 amino acids)
Source: RefSeq, a predicted model, not a curated record
AUACCCACAGCCUACCGCAGCUGAUUAGCAAACUAGCCAGAGCUAGCUACUUGCUGACCGUACCGUCGACGAGCAGUGUAGACUGUGAGCACGGACAGCGAGACACAAAGCUACGUGAAUGACAAGAAUACCGCAGUGCUGACCUGCCAUGGGCAAGGCUUGCCGUGCGGUAAUCUCAGUGUGACGCGGACCCAUCUUCUCCCAGCAUGGCUGUGGCUAUGAACAUGGCGGUGGAGACGGAGAAGGCCCAGGCCCUGCUGCAGACCUUCAGCACUGCCUCAGUGGUGGCCAGCACGGGCCUGGGCGUCUUCUGCUUCCUCGCUGACCGCUUCCUGCAGCUCUCGCUCAUCCAGAACCACAUCUGGCUGAGAGCGGCAACAGACAACGCAGUUCACGCUGCCAUUGCACUGUGGUCCUGGGCCAUCGUCAUAGGGCUGAGGAAGAAGAGCGACCUCUACGAAGUGGCGCUGGCUGGAUUCCUCGCCUCAGUCAUAGACCUUGACCACUUCUACCUGGCUGGAUCUCUGUCUCUCAAAGCAGCUCUGAACCUGCCCCACCGGCCGCCGCUGCACUGCUCUACCCUUAUCCCAGCACUCUGCCUGUCCCUCCGUCUGCUCAUGUGGGCCUGCCGGCUCAAGGACUCCUGGUGCUUCCUGCCCUGGAUGCUCUUCAUCUCGCUGGCCUCCCACCACGUGCGGGACGGGGCACGCCACGGCCUGUGGGUGUGCCCCCUCGGGAACACCAUGCCCGUCCCCUACUGGCUGUACGUGGCCAUCACUGCCACCCUGCCGCACCUCUGCUCUGUGCUCAUGUACCUGACGGGCACCAGGGACGUGAUCUCCACUAAGCAUGGCAUUGCCAUCGAUGUCUGAGCCCAAACGGUAGCGGCACACUGAUACAGCAGCCGCCACAGACGUGGUUUGCAAAAAGUGCAACUCUGUGUCAGGGUUUCACUCCUCAGUCCUCACCUCGUGCCACCCCCACUUACAUUACUUUUCCUCUGUGCCCUAUUUUCUUGGAAUUGCACAGCUUCUCUGUAAUUGCCCUUACCUUUUGUUUCUAUGUUGCAAAGCUGUGCCUGUCAGGUGUAUGAAAAAUGGUUGCCAUUGGAGAUUGUUACAGUUAGUUGGAGUUGUAUCUGCAUGUCCAGUUUUUGGGGGUAAAUUCAGUGAAUAUGCACUGCCGAAUGAAGAAUCCCAUACAGAAGGUCAGUAAAGGGGUUUUUCUUUCAUGAGUGGAUGGAACCAAUGGAGACAUCACCACUUCAAUAGGUAACUCUUUUAUUUUGUACAUAGUGUGAAUUAGUGAAACAGCGUUGAUCAGCCAUCAGCUCUCCAUGUCAUAUUUUCACAUCUAAGAUAUCCAGGGAAAAGACCGAAACUCUCCUGUCAAGUUUAAGACACUCAGCAUUUAUACAACAGAAAGAAGUGUGAUGAUUCAAACAAUCAUUGAUUACCUCAGUAAGAGGUAGAGAUGGGUUGCCAGCUGCCAUAAUUUGACUGUCA